UCCAUUAAUUUCAACCACUUGAAAUGAGUGGAUCAGGCAAAGGUCUCCUCGGUUUGUGGCUCUAUAGAAAUGGCUCGGACUGGGAGGUCAAAAAGGAAGCGCCUCACCAUCCGAAACUUGGAGAGAUGAGGUCCCAAACCCAGCCGGAGGGGGAAAGAAUUUCCGUCAUCUUCACUAUUAAGAACCAAGUGGGAGGAUUGGUGCGGGUUCUGACGGUAUUCCAAGACCUUGGGAUCAACGUACUUCAUAUUGAAUCGAGGAAAUCAGCAACUGAAAUUUCCGCUUCGGAUAUUCUGGUCGAUGUAGAAUGUGAUCCAAGACUCAUGGAACAGUUGAAAAGAAUGCUAAAACGGGAGGUUCAAGAUUUCGAGCUGGUUGCCUCCAAUACUGGUGACGAGUUCCCCCCACCAACACCGUUGUCCGCUGCUGCUAGUUUUGAUUUCGGUGAAAUGCCGUGGUUUCCUCGCAAGAUUUCUGACUUGGACCGUGCGCAGAAUGUUCUAAUGUACGGUUCAGAGCUGGACGCUGAUCACCCUGGCUUCAAGGAUCCUGUGUAUAGAAAACGGCGUGAGCAAUUUGCAGCGAUUGCAAAUAAUUAUAAGUAUGGACAACCGAUACCUCGUGUGCAAUACACAGAAGUGGAAAUCAAAACCUGGGGUAUUGUGUUCCGUGAGCUGCACAAGCUGUAUCAAAUGCAUGCGUGUGAAGAAUAUUUGCAGAAUUGGCCUCAACUGGUCAAAUAUUGUGGAUACAGAGAGGACAAUCUCCCUCAGCUGGAAGACGUGAGUGCGUUUUUGAAGCGCAAAACGGGAUUUCAACUGCGUCCCGUUGCCGGGUACCUGUCACCAAGAGAUUUUCUGUCUGGGCUGGCGUUCCGCGUGUUCCAUUGCACGCAGUAUAUACGACACUCUUCGGAUCCAUUUUAUACGCCAGAACCUGAUUGCUGCCACGAGCUUUUGGGCCACAUGCCGCUUCUGGCCAAUCCUAGUUUUGCCCAGUUUUCUCAAGAACUGGGAUUGGCUUCACUUGGCGCUUCUGACGAAGAUAUCGACAAAUUAGCUACGCUAUAUUUUUUCACCGUGGAGUUUGGUCUUUGCCGUCAAACGGAUGGUACAUUCAGGGUGUAUGGAGCUGGUCUACUAUCUUCUGUAGCAGAACUUAAACACGCGAUAUCCACUCCCGAUAAGAUCAAGAGAUUUGACCCUGAUGUCACUGUUAAUGAAGAAUGCAUCAUUACGGCGUAUCAAAACGCCUAUUAUUACACUGACUCCUUUGAAGAGGCUAAAGAGAAGAUGAGGGCCUUCGCGGAGAGUAUUCAGCGUCCCUUCGGCGUCCGCUACAACCCUUACACCCUAAGUGUCGAAGUACUCAGCAAUGCACAGAAGAUAACCGCUCUAGUUAGCGAAUUGAGAGGCGAUAUUUGUAUCGUAUCGUCUGCUAUAAAGAAGAUCUCCGCUCAGGACUCGACGCUCGAUGUUGAAACUAUAGCGAAUAUGCUUCAUACCGGAUUGCAGGUCAGUGAUAGAAGUCCUCAAAGUGCUUCUGGAGGAAGCUCUCCUAACUCAGAGAGGGGUCAAUCACCUAGAUCAGAUAAUUAUAAAUAAAUUCAUGAUAAAAUGCAUUUGAUAUAAAUUAAAAACAAACUAUUUUUCCUAAAACGGCAUUAAUAUUUUCUGAAUUGUAUUGACAAUAUUGGUCUUAGAUUAUACAGGGUGACUCAAAGGAAAGUUUAUAUUUUGUGGAUGAAUAAAAAAAAA
Colias croceus (clouded yellow) is the source of this 1757-nucleotide messenger RNA. It is a transcript of the gene Trhn, whose product is annotated as tryptophan 5-hydroxylase 1. Gene Ontology annotation, biological process: serotonin biosynthetic process; aromatic amino acid metabolic process. The record is from RefSeq and is a predicted model, not a curated record. The transcript has 10 exons. Gene Ontology annotation, molecular function: tryptophan 5-monooxygenase activity; iron ion binding. Gene Ontology annotation, cellular component: neuron projection. Lineage: Eukaryota; Metazoa; Arthropoda; Insecta; Lepidoptera; Pieridae. Bases 24 to 1604 code for a protein of 526 amino acids.